GCGGCAAGGGCCUCCGGGCGGGCGAGCAGGCGGGCUGAGCGCGGCCUGCUCCGCACGGGUGUCCCGGAGCCUGGGCCUCGGUGAGCCCGGCCCCUCGCAGCGGUCACGGCCACCCCCGUAGGGCUGCAGUCUGGCCCGUGGCCCACAGCUUUUCUCCCCAAGGAACCUCGUGUGGGUAAAUACCCAGCUCCCCGGCUCCAGGGGCUGCGCGUAGAGUCUGGCUUCAGCGUUUGUGUCGCAGUGCUCUAGCCUAGUAGCCCCUCUGAGGUGGCCUGGGGGUGGGGGUGAAGGGUGCAGGUUCGGGCAGUGCUACAGUUUUGCUCUAAGCCUGUCUCCUCUCCCCUGAAGCCCAAGGGAGCUCUCCAGACGAUGCAAGGAACGUGACCGGGCCCUUGAGCCUGUUUUCGCUGGCGGAGGUGCAGAGCCGGCACCUCUGCCCUGGUGGGGUGGAAGUGUUGGUGGAACUUCCUCCAACGCUGGGCCCGGCAGAGGGUUCGCAGAUUCCGACUGGUGACUAGACGGGGACACGCCGGAGCCUGAGCUGCUGAGCAUGGGAACCUGCCCAAGACGAUGUCAGAAGCCCUGGCCGUGAGGGAGCUCGCAGCCCCCGCAUUUGCUGGGGGUGCGGAACCCCGAAUCCGGGGCCUGUUGGGAAGCCUGGAAGGGCGGGGCCUGCGGAGCUGCCGCCCCCAGGAGGGGCGUGGCCAGCAGGCGGCCCCUCCCCGUGGGGAGAUGCAAGCGGCCCCCGCAGCGCAGGUGGGCCGCGCGGCGGGCGGAGACCCCGGCCUGAGCUCGGACCUCCUCCUCCUGGAGAGCGAGCUGGCCGAAGGCGAGGCCCGGCGCCAGGCCUGUGGCCGAAGCUUCCCGUUUAGUCCGGAGUCCGGCUGGGACCAGCACGGGCGGGCUGCGGGAGGGGAAGGGCUGCCCGCGUGCAGCGGGUGCGGGCAGGACUUGCUUCUCCACCCGGAACAGAGGCCCCAGGCCGGGGAGAGGCCGCUCAAGUGCGCUCAGUGUGGGAAGGCCUUCUGUCACAGCUCCGACCUGGCUCGGCACCAGCGUGUUCACACCCGGGAGAGGCCUUUCGAGUGCAAGGAGUGUGGGAAAGGCUUCAGCCAGAGCUCCCUGCUCAUUCGCCAUCAGCGGAUUCACACGGGAGAGAGGCCCUACGAGUGUAACGAGUGCGGCAAGUCCUUCAUCCGGAGCUCCAGCCUCAUCCGGCAUUACCAGAUCCACACCGAGGUGCGGCAGUACGAGUGCAGCGAGUGUGGGAAGGCCUUCCGCCACCGCUCGGACCUCAUCGAGCACCAGAGGAUCCACACUGGGGAGAGGCCCUUCGAGUGCAAUGAGUGUGGCAAGGCCUUCAUCCGGAGCUCAAAGCUUAUUCAGCACCAGCGGAUCCACACUGGAGAGAGGCCUUACGUGUGCAACGAGUGUGGGAAGCGGUUCAGCCAGACAUCCAACUUCACUCAGCAUCAGAGAAUUCACACUGGAGAGAAGCUCUAUGAGUGUAACGAGUGUGGGAAAGCCUUCUUUCUGAGUUCCUACCUUAUCCGACACCAGAAAAUCCACACUGGAGAGAGGGUCUACGAGUGUAAGGAGUGUGGGAAGGCUUUUCUCCAGAAAGCCCACCUCACCGAGCACCAGAAGAUCCACACUGGGGACAGGCCCUUUGAAUGCAAGGACUGUGGGAAAGCUUUCAUUCAGAGCUCCAAGCUCCUCCUGCAUCAGAUCAUUCACACUGGAGAAAAGCCCUAUGUGUGUAGUUACUGUGGGAAGGGCUUUAUUCAGAGGUCAAACUUCCUCCAACACCAGAAAAUUCAUACUGAAGAGAAACUCUAUGAAUGCGGUCACUAUGGGAAAGAGUUCAGCUCCACUCCGAGCUUUCAAAGUCUUCAGGAUGACCCCCCGGAGGGACUUCCCUUGAAUAAGACCCCCGUGCCUUUGGGCGAGACGCAUGUGGGUCAGGGGGAAGGCGCAGACUCCUAAGAGAGUCCUCAUUCUUGCAGCUCUGCAUGUGGCUGAAUGUCCCCGAAUCAAGGACGGGGCUGCCUUUGGAGCGGGCUGUCCCCUGCCCCUUUGGUACAGUGCUGGACUGCACCUCUGCCCUGAGGGGAGCCGGUGAUUGGGCAGCUGACUCGGAGCUGGAGGGAUUGGGGGGGGAGCUAGGCCCAAGAGGGGUGUCUUCCAGCGACUGCGCCGUUGCAAUUCACCUGAGUUCAGCUCUUUUAAAGCAGAGCCAUGUAUCUACUCAUUCCUUUGCAAGAGUAUUUCGUAGCAAAUUUUGAUCUCUCUUAAAGGCAAGUUGGAGAAAGAUACUUUCUUAUCUAAAACUGCGAAUGGGCUCCCUGUCGUCCUUAGGAUAAACUCCAGGCUCCUCUUGCUGCCCUCCUUUGGCCUUCCCCUUCUCCCGCCAAUGAACUCCUGGCCACGUGGUUGGCACGGCGGCAGCCCUGACUGCGGGGUGGCCCCCCUUCUCCCAGAUGCUCCUGCCUCCUGGCCUGGGGCGUGUUUGAACGCGCCGCUUCCCUCACCUGGUGGGCUCCUCGUCACCAGUCAGGACCUGCGCCAGGUGUGGUGUCGUGUUGGGCCCAGCCAGCCACCCCUCGGCUUCCGUUGUUCAGUGGUCAUGCACCUCUGUGGCUGCACGCACGUUGACGUGGCAAAAUUGUGUUUUAUACACUAUCUCUUUCAUCCUUACACUGUUAAUUCCUUGAGGACAAUGAGCAUAUCUCAUUGGUUUGCGUGUCCACUGCGGUGUCUGGGGCAAGGCAGUAAAAACCACACCCCGAAUCUGUGUCCUUG
This is a messenger RNA of Phacochoerus africanus (Common warthog), 2802 nucleotides long. It is a transcript of the gene ZNF623, whose product is annotated as zinc finger protein 623. Lineage: Eukaryota; Metazoa; Chordata; Mammalia; Artiodactyla; Suidae. Bases 571 to 1986 code for a protein of 471 amino acids. The record is from RefSeq and is a predicted model, not a curated record. The transcript has 2 exons.